Messenger RNA from Anolis sagrei ordinatus, 1386 nucleotides. It is a transcript of the gene SMARCB1, whose product is annotated as SWI/SNF related, matrix associated, actin dependent regulator of chromatin, subfamily b, member 1. The record is from RefSeq and is a predicted model, not a curated record. Gene Ontology annotation, biological process: chromatin remodeling; positive regulation of pseudohyphal growth by positive regulation of transcription from RNA polymerase II promoter. Gene Ontology annotation, molecular function: transcription coactivator activity. Lineage: Eukaryota; Metazoa; Chordata; Lepidosauria; Squamata; Anolidae. Gene Ontology annotation, cellular component: npBAF complex; brahma complex; nucleus.
CCUUCUCGGCGCAGGCGCAGUCCGGCUCCUGCUCCUCCUGUUCUGUUGAGGCGUAGGAUGAUGAUGGCGCUGAGCAAGACCUUCGGGCAGAAGCCCGUCAAGUUCCAGCUGGAGGAAGAUGGCGAGUUCUACAUGAUCGGAUCCGAGGUGGGGAACUACCUGCGCAUGUUCCGGGGCUCCCUCUACAAGCGCUACCCGUCCCUCUGGAGACGCCUGGCCACCGUCGAGGAGCGGAAGAAGAUCGUGGCCUCCUCCCAUGAGUCCCAGCGGAGCCACAGCCCACGCAGAUACCACGGCUACACCACUCUGGCCACCAGCGUCACCCUCCUGAAGGCCUCCGAAGUGGAGGAGAUCCUGGACGGGAAUGACGAGAAGUACAAGGCCGUCUCCAUCAGCACAGAGCCCCCCACCUACCUCAGGGAGCAGAAGGCCAAGCGCAGCAGCCAGUGGGUGCCCACGCUGCCCAACAGCUCCCACCACCUGGAUGCCGUGCCCUGCUCCACCACCAUCAACCGCAACCGCAUGGGCCGCGACAAGAAGAGGACCUUCCCCUUGUGCUUUGACGACCACGAUCCGGCCGUGAUCCACGAAAACGCCUCUCAGCCGGAGGUCCUGGUCCCGAUCCGGCUGGACAUGGAGAUCGAUGGGCAGAAGCUGCGGGACGCCUUCACCUGGAACAUGAAUGAGAAACUGAUGACCCCGGAGAUGUUUUCGGAGAUUCUGUGUGACGACCUGGACUUGAACCCCCUGACCUUUGUCCCGGCCAUUGCUUCGGCCAUCCGGCAACAGAUUGAGUCGUAUCCCACGGACAGCAUCCUGGAGGACCAGUCCGACCAGAGGGUCAUCAUCAAGCUGAACAUCCACGUGGGGAACAUUUCCCUGGUGGACCAGUUUGAGUGGGACAUGUCCGAGCGGGAGAACUCCCCGGAGAAGUUUGCCCUGAAGCUCUGCUCGGAGCUCGGCCUCGGAGGGGAGUUCGUCACCACCAUCGCCUACAGCAUCCGCGGGCAGCUCAGCUGGCACCAGAAGACCUACGCCUUCAGCGAGAACCCCCUCCCGACGGUGGAGAUCGCCAUCCGCAACACAGGAGAUGCCGACCAGUGGUGCCCGCUGCUGGAGACCCUGACGGAUGCCGAGAUGGAGAAGAAGAUCCGCGACCAGGACAGGAACACAAGGCGCAUGAGGCGUUUGGCCAACACGGCUCCGGCCUGGUAGCCUCCGAAGGAAGGCAAAGAAGACAAGGCCGUGGCGGACCUGGGACUGGCUCCCUCUUUCCUUCCUUCCUUCCCUCCCUCCCUCCCUUCCUUCCUGUCUCUCUCUGUUUCUCUCUCUCUCUCUCCCUUGAAGACAACUUUUUGAAUAAACGUGUUAAUAUUUUGGUUUCCA